ACUUCACGUUACCCCCUCCACCUCCUGCCGAUUCGCCGAUCGAAUUCCGCCACCAAUCGCCGUCGAUGACUCUCAUGACUCCGCCACCUAUUGAUCCGGAAGAGGACGAGAUGCUAGUCCCACAUUCUGAAUUUGCGGCCGCUGAAGGACCUCAACCAAUGGAAGUUGCACCUGCAGAAGCUACUAAUACAGUUGAUGCACCGGCAGUUGAUGAUCCACCAUCAGCACGGUUCACAUGGACUAUAGAGAACUUUUCGAGAUUGACCGGCAAAAAGUUGUACUCUGAAGUGUUCUUUGUUGGAGGAUAUAAAUGGCGAGUGCUCAUAUUCCCAAAAGGAAACAAUGUAGACCAUCUAUCGAUGUAUCUUGAUGUUGCCGAUUCCUCAUCAUUGCCAUAUGGUUGGAGUAGAUAUGCUCAGUUCAGCUUAGCUGUGAUCAAUCAAAUUCAUAGCAAGUUCACCAUGAGAAAAGAUACCCAACAUCAGUUUAAUGCACGGGAAAGUGAUUGGGGCUUCACUUCAUUUAUGCCUCUUAGUGAGCUAUAUGACCCCAGUAGAGGCUAUCUUCUGAAUGAUACAUGCAUAAUUGAAGCUGAUGUUGCUGUCCGGAGAGUUGUUGAUUACUGGUCACAUGACUCGAAAAAAGAAACUGGUUAUGUUGGGCUUAAAAAUCAAGGUGCUACUUGCUAUAUGAACUCUCUCCUCCAGACGUUGUACCAUAUCCCUUAUUUCAGGAAGGCUGUGUAUCAUAUGCCAACAACCGAGAAUGAUAUGCCAUCAGGAAGCAUUCCUUUGGCUUUGCAGAGUUUAUUUUAUAAGCUUCAGUAUAGUGACACCAGUGUAGCCACAAAAGAAUUGACAAAGUCUUUUGGCUGGGAUACAUAUGAUUCUUUUAUGCAGCAUGAUGUUCAAGAGCUCAAUAGGGUUCUUUGUGAGAAGCUUGAAGACAAAAUGAAGGGAACUGUUGUGGAGGGUACAAUUCAACAACUAUUUGAAGGACAUCAUAUGAACUUUAUUGAAUGCAUAAAUGUGGACUACAAAUCAACAAGGAAGGAAUCCUUUUAUGAUCUUCAGCUUGAUGUCAAAGGCUGUCGUGAUGUCUAUGCCUCUUUUGACAAGUAUGUGGAAGUGGAGCGACUUGAAGGUGACAACAAGUAUCAUGCUGAACAAUAUGGGUUACAGGAUGCAAAGAAGGGUGUUCUGUUCAUUGAUUUCCCCCCUGUUCUUCAGCUCCAACUAAAACGCUUUGAAUACGAUUUCAUGCGAGAUACAAUGGUGAAGAUAAAUGAUCGCUACGAAUUUCCUUUGCAACUUGAUCUUGAUAGAGAAAACGGGAAGUAUUUAUCACCCCAGGCAGACAGAAGUGUCCGCAAUCUCUACACUCUUCACAGCGUCUUGGUUCACAGCGGUGGAGUACAUGGCGGACAUUAUUAUGCCUAUAUCCGGCCAACCCUCUCUGAUCAGUGGCUGAAAUUUGAUGAUGAACGGGUAACAAAAGAAGACAUGAAGAGAGCACUAGAUGAGCAAUAUGGGGGCGAGGAAGAGUUACCUCAAGCUAAUCCUGGGUUCAAUAACUCUCCAUUUAAAUUUACGAAGUAUUCAAAUGCAUACAUGCUUGUGUAUAUACGUGAAAGUGACAAGGAGAAAAUAAUCUGUAAUGUGGAUGAGAAGGAUGUAGCAGAGCACCUGAGAAUUAGAUUGAAGAAAGAACAAGAAGAGAAGGAGCAAAAAAGGAAGGAGAAAGCAGAGGCACAUUUGUACACUAUUAUAAAGGUUGCUCGUGAUGAGGACCUUCACGAACAGAUAGGGAAAAAUAUAUUUUUUGAUCUAGUGGAUCAUGACAAAGUUCGUAGUUUCCGUAUCCAAAAGCAAAUCUCUUUUACUCUUUUCAAGGAGGAAGUAGCCAAAGAAUUGGGUAUACCAGUUCAAUAUCAACGAUUCUGGCUGUGGGCAAAGCGCCAAAAUCAUACUUACCGCCCAAAUCGUCCUUUAACUCCUCUAGAAGAAGCUCAAUCUGUUGGACAUUUGAGAGAGGUAUCUAACAAGGCUAACAAUGCAGAGCUUAAGUUGUUUUUGGAGGUAGAAAUGGGACAGGAUCUACGACCAGUUCGCCCACCUGGGAAGACUAAAGAAGAGAUUCUACUUUUCUUCAAACUUUAUGACCCUCUAAAGGAGGAGCUGCGGUAUGUUGGACGGCUCUUCGUGAAGGGUACUGGAAAGCCAACAGAAAUUCUGACAAAACUAAAUGAGCUGGCUGGCUUUGCACCUGAUGAAGAAAUAGAACUGUUUGAGGAAAUUAAAUUUGAACCUAAUGUUAUGUGUGAACACGUUGAUAAGAAGCUAACGUUUCGGGCCAGUCAGCUUGAAGAUGGGGACAUCAUUUGCUUUCAGAAACCUCUUCAGGCUGGAACUGUAAAAUGUCGCUAUCCUGUUGUUCCAUCUUUUCUAGAAUAUGUUCAUAAUCGUCAGGUUGUGCGCUUUCGUUCACUGGAGAAACCCAAGGAGGAUGAGUUCUCGUUGGAAUUGUCAAAACUAAACAAUUAUGAUGAUGUUGUCGAAAGAGUUGCCUGCCAUCUGAGCUUAGAUGAUCCAUCUAAAAUCAGACUUACAUCUCAUAACUGCUAUUCCCAGCAACCGAAACCCCAACCAAUCAAGUACCGAGGAGUGGAACAUCUGUCAGACAUGUUGGCACACUACAAUCAGACUUCAGACAUUUUGUAUUAUGAAGUACUGGAUAUUCCUCUUCCUGAACUGCAAGGCCUGAAAACCCUGAAGGUUGCUUUUCAUCAUGCAACAAAAGAUGAGGUAGUCAUACAUACCAUUAGAUUGCCAAAACAAAGCACUGUGGCAGAUGUGAUCAAUGAUCUUAAGACGAAGGUUGAGUUGUCUCAUCAAGAUGCAGAGCUUCGAUUGCUUGAAGUUUUCUACCACAAGAUUUACAAGAUUUUCCCCCUCAAUGAAAAAAUCGAGAACAUUAACGAUCAAUAUUGGACGCUACGUGCUGAGGAGAUUCCAGAAGAGGAAAAGGACCUGGGUCCGCAGGAUCGUCUAAUUCAUGUUUAUCAUUUCAUGAAAGAUGCCUCUCAGAACCAGGUGCAAGUUCAGAACUUUGGGGAACCAUUUUUCCUUGUUAUUCGAGAGGGUGAGACGUUAGCUGAAGUUAAAUUACGCAUACAGAAGAAACUACAGGUUCCAGAUGAGGAGUUUUCUAAGUGGAAGUUUGCAUUUCUGUCUUUGGGUCGUCCUACAUACCUUCAGGAUUCUGAUGUUGUCUCUAGCCGUUUUCAGAGAAGAGAUGUUUAUGGUGCUUGGGAACAGUACUUGGGAUUGGAGCACUCAGACAAUGCAUCCAAAAGGUCAUAUGCUGCAAAUCAGAAUCGACACACAUUUGAGAAACCGGUUAGAAUCUACAACUAGCUAAAAGAAUAAGAUGAUCACAGCCGAAGCUGCACCAAAUUGUUGGCCGAGUGGUUAACCUUUUGAAGGGUGUGCAGGCUUGAAACGAAAGGAAGCUGGUACGUAGAUGUGCAAUUUUUGUUGAAAAUUAAAGUUAGCGAACGGUUUUUAGAAGCGUGGCGUCCCUUGUUUUGUGUAGUGAUGUAGUUUUUAGGUGAUGUUUUCCCAUCUUCCACUCCAUUGUACCUUUAGAGUAUGCAUAAGAUUCUGGAAAUGGGAUGUAUAGAGGUAUAGAUGUGUGAUCUUCAACUUAAAAAGAUAUUUAAAGCUUGUUUUGUUUUUCUUUAUAUUUAUUCAACAGAUGAUUGUA
Messenger RNA from Cynara cardunculus var. scolymus (artichoke), 3765 nucleotides. RefSeq names its product ubiquitin carboxyl-terminal hydrolase 12-like. NCBI's taxonomy places the organism in Eukaryota, Viridiplantae, Streptophyta, Magnoliopsida, Asterales, Asteraceae. Gene Ontology annotation, molecular function: protein binding; cysteine-type deubiquitinase activity; cysteine-type endopeptidase activity. Gene Ontology annotation, cellular component: cytosol; nucleus. The record is from RefSeq and is a predicted model, not a curated record. The transcript has 32 exons. Gene Ontology annotation, biological process: protein deubiquitination; regulation of protein stability. Bases 66 to 3416 code for a protein of 1116 amino acids.